AUGUCUCCAGCCCCAGUCGGUGAAAAAUGGUGGAAGAACGCCAUCAUCUACCAGAUCUACCCGGCCAGUUUUAAAGACUCCAAUAAUGACGGUAUUGGCGAUAUCCCCGGGAUCAUCUCCUCUCUCGACUAUAUCACCAGCCUUGGGGUUGACGUGAUCUGGAUCUCACCGAUGUAUGACAGCCCCCAAUACGACAUGGGGUAUGAUGUCGCCGACUAUGAGAGUGUCUACCCACCAUACGGAACAGUUCAGGACAUGGAGGUUCUCAUCGACGAGUGCCACCGUCGCGGCCUGCGCAUUAUUCUGGACUUGGUCGUCAAUCACACCUCCCACGAACACAAGUGGUUCAAGGAAUCGCGGUCGUCCAAAUCGAACCCCAAGCGGGACUGGUACAUUUGGAAGCCUGCAAAAUACGACGUCAAUGGAACCCGCAAGCCCCCGAACAACUGGCGCAGUAUCUUCGGCGGGAGUGCUUGGGAGUGGGAUGAACAAUCCCAGGAAUAUUAUCUCCAUUUGUUUUGCAAGGAACAACCGGAUCUCAACUGGGAAAACCCGGAGACCCGCCGCGCAAUUUAUGACUCAGCCAUGGAGUUCUGGCUGCAGAAGGGCGUCGAUGGAUUCCGUGUGGAUACAGUGAACAUGUACAGCAAGCACCCAGAAUACCCAGAUGCGCCGGUCCUGGAUCCCAAGUCUGAGACUCAAAUGUCGCCAGCGUUGUUCUGCAAUGGACCUCGGAUUCACGAAUACCUCGCUGAGAUGAAUGAGGUACUUUCAAAGUAUGACGCUAUGACGGUAGGAGAGCUACCAAAUACCCACACUGUCGAUGGCAUUCUGCGGUAUGUGUCCGCCGCACAGAACCAGCUCAACAUGGUCUUUCAGUUCGAUAUCGUAGACCUCGGACAAGGGAAGGACUAUAAGUUCUUGACUACGCUGCCAGGCUGGACCCUGCCGGAGCUCAAGGCCGCUGUCAAGGGUACGCAAGAAAUCAUGAGUGGGACAGACGGGUGGUCCACAGUGUUCACGGAGAACCACGAUCAGGGUCGGUCCAUCUCUCGGUUUGGAUCCGAGAAAACUCCAGAAUUGAGGGUCACAUCGGCGAAGAUGCUUGCAAUGAUGCAGGGUGCAUUGUCAGGCACUCAAUUCAUCUACCAAGGCCAGGAAAUUGGCAUGGUCAAUGCGCCGGAGAGCUGGACCAUUGACGAAUAUAAAGACGUCGACAGCACAAACUACUACCAAAUGGUGCAGAACGUUUCAAAGAAUGACCCGGUGGAGCUGGCAACCGCUAUGGAGUCACUGCAACGCUUUGCGAGAGACCAUGCCCGGCUUCCUAUGCAGUGGAGCCCCGAGGCUAACGGUGGAUUCUCUUCCUCGUCGGGAAAGACAUGGAUGCGUGUCCACGAUAACUACCCCGAGAUAAACGUGAAAGCGGAGGAGAACGACGAGUCCUCUGUCUUGUCGUUCUGGAAACGGGUUAUUCAGCUACGUAAAGAAUAUGCCGAUAUCAUGGUCUUUGGGGAAUUUGAGAUCCUGGAUGAGCAAAACGAGAAGGUGUUCACAUAUAUCAAGCGAGGGCAGGAGCAGUCGGUUUUAGUAGUACUGAACUUCUCAGAGGAUACACUGACAUUCGAGAAACCAGCUGCGGUGCAAGAUCCGAAGGUGUUGCUGCGUAACGUUGAGGGGGAUCUGAGCAAGUUGCAGCCAUUUGAGGGACGUGUGCUUUUGUUUUAG
Aspergillus bombycis is the source of this 1728-nucleotide messenger RNA. RefSeq names its product glycoside hydrolase family 13 protein. The transcript has a single exon. Lineage: Eukaryota; Fungi; Ascomycota; Eurotiomycetes; Eurotiales; Aspergillaceae. Gene Ontology annotation, biological process: oligosaccharide catabolic process. Gene Ontology annotation, molecular function: alpha-amylase activity. Bases 1 to 1728 code for a protein of 575 amino acids. The record is from RefSeq and is a predicted model, not a curated record.